AUGCCAAUGGAUUUGAUGGCUCCACAGGUCAUCGCGGCUUCUGGACCCAUUGUUAUCGAUACGUUUAUCAAACACUAUCUCACCACGACGAAGAAGAAGGAAGUCAAGGAUGGUCAGGACUCUGCUCGUGUGGACCUCAUGUACGAUGAGGCGUUCACCAUCAUGAAGUUCGGCCUCACUCGCACACCCGCACCGCCAUGGGUAGCAGUCCACCGCCUCCGCAUCCCACAGCACUCCCUCAAGCAGUCUGCGGACCACCUCGUCAAGGCAUUCGGCGGGGAGGAGAUGGCGUACAAAGUGGCCGGUGGUACAAAGUGGUGGCGAGCACGCGCAAGUGCUGGUGUCGAGGCUGAGUGGAUCUGCAUGAAGAGAGAUUAUAGGCUAUACGUCAACGAGGAGAAGGCUUGGCAGAAGAAGAGCGACACGGAACCCGAGGCGGUCGACACUGGAUUCUUGCCCGAGAUGGACCGUUUGCGGUGUAUGCUGUACAUUCAUGGCGGAGCUUACUACUGGGGAUCGAUCAAUACCCACAGAUAUACAAUCUGGCGGUAUGCUCGGAAAAUGAAGGGCCGUUGCUUUGCCGUCAACUAUCGAAAGGCACCCCAGUAUCCCUUCCCCUGUGCCAUACAAGACUGCCUCGCUGCGUAUCUUUACCUCGUCAACCCACCACCAGGCGCACCGCACCGACCAGUGGAUCCCAAAAGCAUCAUUAUCGCUGGCGACUCGGCAGGAGGCGGUCUCGUCUGGGCCCUGCUUCAGAUUCUUCGGGACACGCCUGGUCUCGAGCUUCCAGCUGGUGCUGUCCUAAUCAGUCCUUGGUCUGAUCUCACCCACAGUUUCCCAAGUAUUACUCAGAACACGGCCACCGACGUUGUCCCGCCGUACAGUUUCAUCCAUAAACCAUCGUCACUCUGGCCCCCACCACCGCCCGCUCUGACCGAAGAGGUCCAGUCGCGGCUCUCAUUCAGAGUGAGGGAAGCGGCUGAGAAACUCAAGGUCAAGCACCAUGACACCAAGAUGGACGAAUCCUCAAUGCUCGGCCCCGAUCUUUUCUCGCCUCUCGUCCCCCAGUCCUCUCAUCAGGCCUCGAUCCACACGUCGGAUCCAGAGGCUGCCGGCAAGCUCAAGGAGCUGUUCAACAAGCGCCGUGCGGGACAACUGCCAGAUGCCGACGGCCCCCAGGCUGUUGUUAACCCCGCCGACUCGUUCCGUACGCUCAAGACCAAGUCGAACGACGGAAGCAUCGCGGGACGGGCAGCUACUACGUUAGCUCAGAGUCCAGACCCCAUGAACAUCACGGUGCUCGGUGAGAAGGUCACAAUCGACACGCAGAUCCAGCUGUACGCCACCAACGGCCAGCUGUGCCACCCUUGGGUCUCUCCCGCCCUCGGCUACCUCGGUGGUCUCUGCCCUCUCUACAUUCUUGCCGGAAAUGACGAGGUCCUUCGCGACGAGAUUAUUUACGCCGCGCACAAAGCCGCGGAUCCUGAAAAGUACCCAGUUCGCGACGAUGUCAAGAACCUCCUUCCUUCGCUCCAUGGCAUUGAGGAAAAGCACGGGCCCACCGAUGUGCAUCUCCAAGUCUAUGACGGCGCCGGUCAUGACCUUCCUCUCUUUUCGAUGACCCGCCCAUCCCGUGGCGCCUUCCGUGCUAUUGCUGCGUUCUGCCGCUACGUCACUCCCCACAGCCCCGGCUCGCUUCUCGCCGACGCAGAGACACAGUCCUCAAUAGGAACUCCGCCUGUGGGCACUCCACCCACUAUCACGAGCGAACCGCUCGUCGAGUCGCCGCCGUUGACUCGCACCAGCACCCUUGUCGCGCCUGAGCGACAGCCGGGUUCCGCUCAGCCUUCUGCUGAAUCUGAGCUGCUAACCAUCAACACUGCUAAACUCGAUAACCGUCUCCAGAACCUAAAGCUGGAAGGACUAGACAACGUACCCGCCUCUGAGACGGACGCGUCGCCUACCGAUAUGGUGUGGUCUCAAGCUGAGAUAAUGGCCUCACCAGUCCAGAUGACGCCAACUUCUCCAAUCGCCGGCAUCCAACCCGGCCAAACACAGUACAAGCGGCAAGGGACAAUGUCGAGCUUUACAUCCAAAUGGAAGCGUGGUGGUCCCACAGCUCGUUCGGCCCAGUCCACCGUGCUUGCGUCUCAGCGUCCCCAGCCUGACCGUGAGGCCACUGUCAAGAGUGGGGCUAGCGACGCACCGGAGAGCAAGUCAAAGCCCGGCGAAGCGGGAUACAUUGGCAUCUAUACCGGACCUACCCCCUUCACCGACCACAUGAUUCGUGAACGCGUCGACUUCAACGGCAUCUGCCGUCCACUCGAACCCGUGUCUGAGCUGGGCGCUUUCAAGAUGCCUGCCGAGGAGAUUGGCAUGAUUAAGGAGGGACCUGCCAUGCGGUACAUUGAAGGCCAGGCCAUUUGGGACCACAAGUUCCGCCGCACGCGCCGGACUAUCGAACGUCACCGCAAACACAACCUCAAGCAAGCGGUGCAACAUGACCCCCAGCAUCUCAUGCGCAAAUGGGAAGAUGUGGUCUCCAAGGCCAAGGCUAAACGAAUUGAACGUGAAAAGGCAGGGACUGAAGCUACCAGCGGUACUGGGACCGCGCGCUCGAGUAUAGACCCCGAUCUGGGAGACAAGACUGCCUCCGCCAGCGGUGCAGGCACCCCCGACUGGACCUCUGAGGAGGACUGGGCCGACGACUCGAACGACUCGUCGUUUGCGUGGCAAUGGGCCCUGGAUGGUGAAGCACCCCCUCCCAGUGCGAUUGUCAGCAGGCGAGACCUGCCAGAAGGACGUCAACUGGCCCUCCUUGCUGAGCCUACGAACGGCAGCGCGGCCCCCGCCCUCAGCCUCGGGGUCCUCCUCGCAACCUUUCUCGGCAACUCGUCCGCAGACCGUGAUCGCGCCGCCGUUGCCGUCAAGGAGGCCAAAGAACUUCGCGACGAGCAAGAGAAGGAAAAGCAGGCCAAGCAGGCCAAGUGGUCAGCCACGUUGUCCUCGACCUUUAGGAGCAGUCCAAGUAAGCCGCGCAAGCAGCGCUCGGGGACGACCAUGAAGUCCAAGCUGGGCAUCGUACUGGGGAUGAAGAGUAAGACCAACGCCGCGCCCUCUCCCAUUGCGGAGGUUGGACACGAGUCUCAGCGACAGGAGACCAUCAAGGCCGCUCCUCAUCAUCAGGAGACGACCGCCCAGCUUGAGCCAGAGGUUGCCGCGGUCUCUGGUGUCUCCGCUGUCACAGAGGGGGCAAAGUAG
Apiotrichum porosum is the source of this 3264-nucleotide messenger RNA. RefSeq lists its product as uncharacterized. Bases 1 to 3264 code for a protein of 1087 amino acids. The record is from RefSeq and is a predicted model, not a curated record. Gene Ontology annotation, molecular function: hydrolase activity. Lineage: Eukaryota; Fungi; Basidiomycota; Tremellomycetes; Trichosporonales; Trichosporonaceae. The transcript is spliced from 15 exons.